GUGGCAGAUAAAAUUCGUCGAGAUGAGCGUGUAAGUGUUAUCGAGCGUACAAACUUGAGAUAUCUUUCUGAACUCCCGCAAAAGGUUGACUUAGUAACUUUGGACCUCUCUUUUAUUUCGAUACUUCUGGUGAUGCCUGCAGUUGUCAAUUUGAUGAAGGACGAAGCUACUUUAGUGACUCUGAUUAAACCUCAGUUUGAGGCUCGGAGAUCCCAAGUUGGAGGAGGUGGAAUUGUAAGGGAUCCCUUGGUCCACCAAGAGGUGAUCGAGAAGAUCUUAAAUGGGGUACAAAACCAUGGAUUCCAAUGCAAAGGUUGGAUUGAAUCUCCGUUGCAGGGAGCUGAAGGUAAUAAAGAGUUUCUAGCUUGCUUCAAUCGAGCAGUCAUCAGUGAAAAAGUCGAGAAACAUUAUGCCUAGCUAACAUUUGAAAUCAAUCAUGUAUAAGCAUUCAUCAGUUAGGAAGUUGACAAACAGUAAGCCUACGCAACAUUUGGGAUCAAACAUGCAUUGUAUGGAUAUGCUGGAUGCCUACCAAAAAUAUUUAAGAACACAACUUCUAGAGGGGUUGGAGUCUAAUCAAUUACGUGGAAGCAUAAUUUUGAAGUCGGAAGGCUAGAUAGUUUUAUGAGAGCCUUUUGAUUGUGGUCUUUUCUUCUUCUCUGUCUACGAACGAUGAACAUGUUGAAGUUUUAGCAAUGGCUAGCAUGACUACACUUGCAGACAAUCAAUUAAAACCAAAUUUCCAAUUGCCAUUUAA
Molecule: messenger RNA, 757 nt
Organism: Capsicum annuum
Lineage: Eukaryota; Viridiplantae; Streptophyta; Magnoliopsida; Solanales; Solanaceae
Product: putative rRNA methyltransferase YqxC
Biological process (GO): methylation
Molecular function (GO): RNA binding; methyltransferase activity
Source: RefSeq, a predicted model, not a curated record